AUGGAUUCACAAGAAAAAGAAGAAGAAAAAUCCUUACCCUAUGAUAUCUACUACAAUCUGAUUCCAGAAGACAGUAAAGAUAUUUUCAACGAAUUCUUCAAUGUCGAAAAUGAAUUCAUGCCGCCUCCAUUCUACGCUAAAAUACAUCUAUUCCGUUCAUUUCGCCGAUAUGCCAUUACGUUUAUGGAACAGGAAGUGAUUCCAGGAUCUCCCAAGCGAAACACUAAUCUUUUUUUGACCUGUUGCCUCUCCAUUGCUUCGAAGAUGAGAAAUGAUAAAUUCAAAAUUGCGCAACUUCUGGACAUGCGAAACCCUCUGUUUAGGUACAAAAUGAAGGAGGUAUCUAGAAUGGAGUUGGCAAUUUGCUGCCGACUGAAAUGGGAAAUGCGAUCUAUAACUCCGAUUUUCUACGUGGACUACUUCAUCAAUCGCUUCCACCGCCUGUCACCUACACAUCCAGUGAUCCCUCGCCGUUCUGUUCAUCAGAUCAUUAUCAAAUCUCAAGCAUUAAUGAAACUCACAAAGUACAGGCCAUCGACUGUAGCAGCUUUGGCCAUUCUGGUUGCUUCUUCUAGGCUAUAUCCAGCUAACUUUGUUGAGUUCAAAUGCCUCAUUUUAUCUUAUCCACCCAAUUCAACGAACUCCAUGGGAAUACUGGAUGAGGCGUUAAAAUACAUUAAGAAGAUAAAGCUGGAUCCAUCUGAGGAAGCAUCCAGUUCAUCUGCAGGGCCAUCCGGCGUGAAAAAGAGUACUGUAGAUAAAAUCCCGCGGGAUCAAGACGGGCCAAUGGAUAUCAAGCUGGAUUGGACAGGAUUGACCUGGGGCGAGCUCGACGAGGGUUUUGAUCCCAAUUCGAUUGUAAGAGCCUAUGCGUGUUACUUCUCUCUCUUUAGCUGA
Fraxinus pennsylvanica is the source of this 897-nucleotide messenger RNA. The record is from the annotation of a GenBank genome assembly. NCBI's taxonomy places the organism in Eukaryota, Viridiplantae, Streptophyta, Magnoliopsida, Lamiales, Oleaceae.